This is a messenger RNA of Capra hircus (goat), 1739 nucleotides long. It is a transcript of the gene BAALC, whose product is annotated as brain and acute leukemia, cytoplasmic. Bases 147 to 584 code for a protein of 145 amino acids. Lineage: Eukaryota; Metazoa; Chordata; Mammalia; Artiodactyla; Bovidae. The record is from RefSeq and is a predicted model, not a curated record. Gene Ontology annotation, cellular component: cytoplasm. The transcript is spliced from 3 exons.
CGGGCUGGCGCGGGGACCCGAUGCCGCCGCCGCCGCCGCCACCGCUGCCGCCUCCUCGCGGGCCGGGGCUGCGCCGCCAGGGCUGAGCCAUCGCCGGAACCAAAAACCCAGCGGCCGCCCGGCGCGCCCGCAGUGCGGGAGGGACGAUGGGCUGUGGCGGGAGCCGGGCGGAUGCCAUCGAGCCCCGCUACUACGAGAGCUGGACUCGGGAGACGGAGUCCACCUGGCUCACCUACACCGACUCGGACGCGCCGCCCAGCAACGCCGCCCCGGACAGCGGCCCCGAGGCUGGCGGCCUGCACGCGGGUGUGCUGGAAGAUGGUGUGACCUCCAACGGCGUGCCCCAAUCGACAGCCCCGAGUGGAAUAUCCAACCCAGAGAAGAAGAUGAGCUGUGGGACCCAGUGCCCGAACCCUCAGAGCCUCAGCUCAGGCCCCCUGGCCCAGAAACAGAACAGCCUGCGAACUGCAGAGGCUAAAAGGGACACUAAGCGGAUGUCUGCGAAAGAAGUCACCAUUAAUGUCGCAGACAGCAUCCGACAGGUGGACAGAAGUCGAAGAAUCACAAAGAACUGCAUCGACUAGCAGAGUGUUCCGCCAGCUGAAGGGCAGAGGGACUUCCUUGGUGCCCUUCACAUCCUGGAUACCGUCAAGGAAGUUUGACAAAGAGGUUGCCCUUGCUGCAUGGGAGCACGGCCAAGGGCUUUGGGAUGCUGUCUUCACCUGUUGAGACAUUCUCAGCCUCCUGUAUGUCACAUAAAUGCACUGGCACAGUAUUCCCUUAGGAUAAUAAACCACAAAUGUGUGUUCAGUUUGCCUCUGGUAACUCCUGCAGUGUGGUCUGAUAGAAAAAUGGUGAGCAAAAGCCACGGGCCAAUUUAGGAAACAAAAGUGGGAGGCGUGGGUUUCCAGCUGAGUCAUGGGCAGUUCUGUGCUCUCCUGUUUCAGGCCAGCUUAUUCCUUCAUUCUUCCUUUAUUUUAAAAUACUACUAUCACAAAGCUUACCUAAAAGCUGGCUUUCACCCAAUUUUCUUGAAUGAGGAAUCAAGAAACAGGAAAACUGUUACUCUUGUUUCCUUAGCUCAGUAUGAGACAGAUUCAGAUCCAAUUUUAUACGAACUAACCCCACCAAUAACCAGUGUGUCCCAAGGAGGCCUCGGUGAUACAGUCACACUCAUUUCUCUCUCACCUGUCUUCAGCAGCCCCCCAGGCCGGGGUCCACAACAGCCUCUGAACAACAAUAUUACAAUUUUGGUCACUUCAAAUGCCCUCAGGGCUCUGCAGAUGUUGCAUUUUUUCAGCUUCCCACUUUGCUUGUUUUCUUGAGUAUUUUUUCCCUCCAGUAAGACCUUUGGCCCAAUCAAAGACUAGGCUCACAAGAGGGAGAAAAUCUGGAACAUGUUGGCUUCCCUUAGGCCUCUCUGCAUAGCUCAGGACUGUGUCAUUUGGUAUCUGCAAAGAAAUCCCUUAAGGAAGUUAGUACCUGGUUGGUGUGAAGUCACAUGGACUUUAGAUCAACAUGCACUCUGUUAGAAGUCAAGUAGCUGAGGGGGUAAAUAAAACAAUUUUUUUUGAUAGGAAUAAAAUUUUCUAGCAUUUCUUUAAACAUGUUAAGUGGACAUAUUUUCCUCCAAAGUAAUGUAGCCUGAUUUUUAAAGGACUGUCAACAGGCCUGGGGUUGGGAAAGGCAGGACUAAAGUUGUACUGAAUGAUACCAAUAAACUCCAUGUUUAGCAGAAA